This is a messenger RNA of Physella acuta, 5636 nucleotides long. RefSeq names its product disintegrin and metalloproteinase domain-containing protein 10. The record is from RefSeq and is a predicted model, not a curated record. Gene Ontology annotation, biological process: Notch signaling pathway; membrane protein ectodomain proteolysis. Lineage: Eukaryota; Metazoa; Mollusca; Gastropoda; Physidae. Gene Ontology annotation, molecular function: metalloendopeptidase activity. Gene Ontology annotation, cellular component: plasma membrane.
GGGUUCACUCGAGUGUUUUUGUGUUGGACUUGGCAGUUGGUUGAACGAGAGUGACCCCAUUUCCGUGGGUGUCUAUUGUGUCUGGUGUAGUAGCGGUUUGUUUAGUUUGUAGGGAGUCAAUCGUUUACAUUUAUUUAUAUCUAUCUAGAUCAAGUAGUGAAAGUAAAGUAGAGAAAGAAAGUUCUUUAUUUUAGAUUACGUGUGCAUUCUUUUGGACUUUUUAAUUAUUCAAGCAAGAAGGCAACAUACAUUCGUCUCACUUGGACUACCACUGACAUUAUUUUUUUUAUAAUAUUGGAAUAACCCGAGAAGUUGAUUAGCCAAGAAGUAAUUAGCCCAAGACUACUCAAGAGGAUUCAUUAAUUAAUAAUUAGAGCAACUAAGUACCGAGGAGUAUAAAAAAACAGCAGUUUGUCUGGUACCCUGGAGAUGAGACCAAGACAGAAGUAGCAGACGAAUGACGCUUUAGCCCUGACCUCCAGCCCAGCAGGAAGGACAUCGUGACGUAAGGGCUGGACCUGACGAAUGGACGUCUUGUGUCUGGGGCUUAUGCUGUUCAUGCUGGUGACGUUUGCAGAUGGGGCAUCUCUAAACGAUUACAUACUUGACUAUCAGCCAUUACAUUUCAACCCAUUACACCUACAUGAGCAGCACGCAAGAGUCAGGAGGUCAGCGGACCAGAGUUUAAAGUUCACUUUGAAAGCUUAUGGCAGGACAUUCAAUGUUCGCCUACAACCCAGUAAAUCCAUUUUUGCUGAGGACCAUGAACUGGUCAUUGAUAAUGGACCACCCACAAAAGUAGAUACAAGUUUUAUAUAUGACGGGAAUGUAGAAGGUGAACCCAAUAGCUCAGUUCACAUGUCAAUCAUCAAUGGCAGCAUUUCUGGGCACAUCAUCAUACCUGGAAACACCACCUACCACAUAGAGCCAGCCAGAAACCACUUGAACCAUUCCGAUUUCCACACCAUCAUUUACCCUGAAUCUCACAUGAAUUUGGAUCCCUACAGACACAUGCGGACAGGGACAGGGAGAUGUGGAGGGGGUAACAUGUACAAGAAACUUCAAGAUAUGUGGCAACCUAUUGAUGAGACCCCCAACAGAUUUAAGAGAGAUACUUUCUCAGAUCCAAAUCCCUACAACAAAUACACAGAACAUGCUAAUCAGCCCCACUACAGAAAGAGACGGCAGCUUGCAGAUGAAAAAAAAACAUGUUUCAUGAGUUUAAGAGCAGAUGUUCUGUUAUACAAACAUUUUCUUUCAAAGAACAAUAAUAAUCCAGACAAGGCUAAAGAACUGAUUCUGUCUCUAUUUGCAAACCAUAUUAAAGCUAUCAAUGACAUAUAUACUGUGACCCCUUUUGCCAAGACUGAUAAUCCAGUCCCCACUUUUAGGGGGAUCAACUUUCAGUUGCAAAGAUCAGUGGUCAUGACAGAUUGUACUGCAGGUGUGGACAGUGGUUACUGUACUGAUAACCUGGAUGUCAGCAACUUUUUAGAUCUUACAGCUAAUGAAAAACAUGACGCCUACUGUCUUGUGCACACCUUUACUUAUCGUGACUUUGUUGGUGGCACAUUAGGUCUUGCUUGGGUGGCCACCCCUGAUUCUCGCAACUCUGGGGUGUGUGGGAAGUACGGGCCGGUGAGAGACAACAACAAUGGGAUCUCAGACAGAAGUUUGAAUACAGGUAUUGUGACCCUGAUCAACUUCAAGCAAGAUGUACCCCCACGUGUGUCUCAGCUCACGUUUGCACAUGAAGUUGGACACAAUUUUGGAGCACAACAUGAUACGACAAGUGUGUGUGCCCCCUAUGGUACCUCCCUACCUGACUCCUCAAAUGGGAAUUACAUCAUGUUUCCCAGUGCCACUCAAGGCAACCUACCAAACAAUGCCAAAUUUAGCACCUGCAGUAAGGAUGCCAUUGCCAGAGUUUUGGAAACAUUAGCGCCAAAUGGGAAGAGAGAUAACUGUUUUAAGGCCUCCAAUAAUAGUUUCUGUGGGAAUCGUAUUGUUGAAGGUACUGAAAAAUGUGACUGUGGUUUUGAAGGGGAGUGUACGGACCAAUGUUGUAAUGAACAAAAGGAAUCCGCAGAUUCACAAGUGGCAUGCACUUUUAAAAACUCAUCUGUUAAAUGCAGCCCAUCUCAAGGACCAUGUUGUCAAAGUAGUUGUCAGUUUGUAGCAGAUACCGCUUUUGUUUGUCAGGCUGCUACUGAGUGUAAAGAUAGUAUAAAUUGUGAUGGAACCUCUGCCACAUGUCCAGUUACCAGUGCUAAAAAUAAGGCAAACUUUACCUUCUGUAAUGAGUUCAACAGAGUUUGUAUAUCGGGAGAAUGUAUGGGUUCAGUUUGUUCUAAAAUAAAUUGGAUUGAAUGCUUCUUGACUACUGCACAAGGUGCCACUGUUGAAAAUAUGUGCUAUGUAUCAUGCAAAGAAACUGAGAACAGCGAAUGUAUUAGCUCCUAUGAUACAGCCAAAGUUGAUAAAUAUCCUGUUUUCAAACAAUUGCUGGACGAAAUAAAAUCUGGAAAGAAGGAAACACAAAUAGGCGUAAAACGUCCUCCAGGUUCCCCUUGCAAUGAUUACAAGGGUUUCUGUGAUGUUUUCUCCAAAUGUAGAAAUGUAGAUGCUGAGGGGCCAUUUAAACAACUAACAGAUCUAAUAUUCAAUCCAGUUACAUUAAAAAAUAUACGCACUUGGAUAACGGAUCACUGGUGGGCAGUUCUUCUCAUGUGUAUUGGUGUUGUAGUGUUUAUGGGAGUGUUUAUUAAAAUAUUUGGCUACAGUACCCCAAACAAAAACCCUAGGAGGAAACCACAAGAAUCUUCAGAAUUAAGAUCUAGAGCCAGACCUCCAACUGUUGCUCCCAAACCUUCAUCGUCUGCUCCACGGCCACAAGAUAAGAGAUCAAAAGUAUAUGCAACAGAUUUACCACUCUAUGAUCAACACUCAUCACGCAAUGUGGAUCAAGCAAAUAUUUAUGAUCUCCCAGGAUAUCAAGGAAAAAAUGGAUAUGAAAACUAUGGUUACAAUGGUCCUUCAAGCAACAGGGGACACCAUCAGUAUGACAGGAUAUCAGGGCCUAGAAAUUAUUAACAAAAUAUUAAAAUAAAGCUAAAAUGUCAAACUGAGAUGUAGCUAAUGUAUACAAGAUUAUAUUUUUUAACAAUAAUAAAUGAUGUUUUUAAUUUUUGCAAUACUAAAUUUGACAUUCCUAUUCAACUGUACCUUAAUUAGAUAAAAAUGUAUUUUUGAUAACUAUAAAAUUUGCUAAACAUUUAUUUUAAAGUGCCAUUAAUAUUAAUUUUUCAUAACUGUAUUAAAAACAUAUUUUCACAUUAAAAAAGAAAAAAACUAUUUCCAUAUUAAGAAAUAUUUUUUGGAAGCUUAAAUUAAUAAUUGGGUCAUUUUCCUAAGUUAAAAGAUUUCAUGAUAAUCAAAUCAUAACCUACUCAUAAGGUAAUCAAAUAACGUUAAAACUUGGUAAAAUUUUGAAAUGUUCUACAAACCUGUAAGUAAUUUUUAUUUUUAUGCUGUGCAAUGGUUAUCCACUGAAGUAUAACUAAAUGAUUUGAAAAUGUGCUUUUUAUAUUAUUAUAAUAAGCAAUUUUCUACUACGUGAUCUUUCAAUACUGCAUUUUGUAUAACAAAUAAAUAUUCAUGAAUGUAAAUAUAUUUUUGGUCAUAAUAUAACUGCUGAAGGAAAACAAAAUUUAAUUUUUGACUUGUGUUCACUUUUUAAUUUAGACGAAUCAAUUUUAUAAAUCAAUUUAAUUUUUUCUUCAUUUUUUAAUUAAAUGAACCAGUAUUUUAAAUGUAAAUAGUAUACUUCAGUAAAUAAAAAGUAACUAUACUUGAUUUGUUGUGAUUAAAGGGAAUAAAAUACAUUUAUCAAGUGAAAUACCAGAUUUAAAAAUAUUUAUGCAGAUUCCUUCCAUUAUGUUUUAGCUUUGGUUGUACAUUACCAUUUUUAACAUUUUCCUAAUAAGAUCCAUAAACUUGCCAGAAAGAAUUAGAUCUAGUCUUGUUUUACUACAUCACAAGAUAAAUUAUUAAUCUAAACUUUGGAAUACUACAAACCUCUUUGGUGACACUGCUUUUAGGUUUUUAUUUAUUGUAGGUUAGAACCUAGGUUGUGGCCCAAGAUAUCACUUAGUACAUGAACAAACUGAUCUCAAAACAAUCUGAAGCAUACUUGUACUCAACCAAACUAUUCUAUUUGAUGAAACAUUUUAGUGUCAUGAAAAAACUAAUGAAACAUAUUGCUGAUUGAUCAAAGUUGUUCCGCACUUAUAGCAUUGUGUGAGCUUCACUAUACAUUCCAUAAUAAUUCUUGCUAUUUGUUCCGUGUUGUAUAUUGUAAUUUCCCUUUAAAGUUAAAAAUAUUGGAGGAGAAAAAGCCAUUGUUUUGGCAUAAUAUAAUCUAUUUCUAUGCAUAGCCUUUUGUUAUGUCCUUACAAUUAUUAUUUUUUGCGGGAGGAGCAGUUUUAUCACAAUUAUGGUAGUCAAAAUGGUAUUACUUUAACAUGGAAAAAGCUGUGAAUUUUUCAAUUUUAUUUACUAAAUGGUCUACAUGCAAUUCGCCUAAUGAGACCAUCAAUCUAUUAAUGCUCAUAAAAUUUGGACUCUAUUCUAUAACAAAUUAUUUUGAAAAUUAACAUUUUAAUACGUUCACAGUAGUCUACUUAAAUAAGGUCAUUAAAAAGCUACUUAAUGUGUUGUUAAAAUGUAAUGAUUAGCUUUCAGUUUUUUGGACAAUCAGCAUGUAGGCUACUACUGGCAACUUUUUUUUUUUAAUUUUGAAUGUGUAUGUUCUUACUCUUUCUUUUGACUUUGCCAUAAUAAUGUUUGGGAUGUAAAUAAAAUGUAUUGUUAUGAAUGAAUCCAUGUAAUUUUUUUUUCUUGAUGCUGCAUUAGUUUAAUAACCAGUGUGUUACAUGGACAUUGAAAAAUCAUGUUUAGAGUAAUACAGAAAUAUGCCUGCUAAAGAUCUGCUAUGCCUUACAUGAGUUUUUGUUUUUUUAAAUAGUUUCCUGAUAUUUCUGUCUUAAAAGGUACAUAAAUAAUUACGGCAAUUUCAAAACAGUAUGAAUGUAGCAAAGUUUUGAUAACUUGCUGUAAGAUUUUGCAUGGGGCGUUUCUCACAAAUUAAAAUGUAAAAAUAUAAAUGGUGUUUGUUUAUCAACUGAACAAAUAACAAAAUGUACCAUCCCUGAAACUUUAAUGGUUUUCAUAAAAGUAAAUAACACCAGCAAAUAUGUUAAAAUAAAUGCAGAAUUAUUUUAAUAAACAAGUUUUAUGUACACUCUUUUUCACAAUGUAUUAAUGAAAAUUUCAAAGGACAAUUUUAUCAUAUUUGUCUAUUUAAAUACUAUUUUUAAAAAAAAAACAGAAGACUGAAAUUCACAAUUAUAAAAUAAAAACAUCAAUCAUUGUCUCCCUCCUUAAGUUGUUUCAUCUGUUCAAAUUACUGAAUAUACACAUCCUAAACCCAUCUAUAAUUAAAAUUACAUUUUAAAACCAAACAAAAAUGGUGGUCAGCAAUAUUAAUAUUGGGCAAAUGCAUACAUUAUAUGAAACAUUUGCUCAAGCAUAUUAAAUAAUGGACAGUUUGAUUUACCAUGCCCACAAAGAAAACA